AUGGCUGGCCCAAAGUUCUCCCCGCUGCUCACCUUCGCCAUCUUCGCCAUUGGAGUCUUGAUCUCGCGCGCGCCCUUCAUGAUGACGACCCGUCCAGCAUCCGACGCAAAGCCCUGGGCCGACGGCCCCAUGAAGCUCGUCCAGACGCCGCAGUACGCGACGAAAAAGACCGACAUCUUCACCUCGGGAGCCACGCACAUGGCCCUGCUGCACAACGCCAUCCUGCGCGGCUACAACAGCAUCUACCUCCAGGUCCCGCACGUCCCGGACGCCGACAAGGCCGACUUUAUCGGCUACUGCCUGACCUGGCACAAGUUUGUCGUCUCGCACCACGACGACGAGGAGGAGGUGCUCUUCAAGAAGGUCGAGGAGCUGCUCGACGACAAGACGAUCUGGACCGAGACGCACAAGGAGCACGAAUCCUUCCUCAAGGGCCUCGCCGACUUCAAGACCUACCUGACCACCCUCCCCUCCCCGGCGGCCCUCAGCCCCGCGGCCCUGCAGCACGUCAUGUCCUCCUUCCAGCAGCCCUUCGAGCAGCACUUCCACUCCGAGAUCGCCACCAUCGCCGCCCUGUCCUCCCACCCGCGGGCCCCGGAGCGGGGCACCCCGGCCGAGGCCGCCGCCUCGGCCACGUUCAAGGCCUGGGGCAAGGCCACCGUCAGCAAGGCCGGCACCUGGGACGUGGUGCCCUUCUUCCUGCUCAACCUCGACGGCACGGCCGAGGAGGGCGCCUGGGCCAGCUGGCCGCCCAUGCCGGCGCCCAUCCGCUGGGGCCUCGUCAACAUCGCCGGCGCGUGGUACUCGCGCUGGUGGAGGUUCUCGAGCUGCGACGCCGGCGGCCGGCCGAGGGAGCUGUACGCGCUGCAGUUCCCCGAGCAGAAGGCUUGA
Molecule: messenger RNA, 891 nt
Organism: Thyridium curvatum
Lineage: Eukaryota; Fungi; Ascomycota; Sordariomycetes; Thyridiales; Thyridiaceae
Exons: 3
Coding region: 1-891 (296 amino acids)
Source: RefSeq, a predicted model, not a curated record